GAAAACCGCCAGUCCACCAGUAGAGGAAGAGACCAGAGACACGUGAUGACUUUGCUGUGAUAUUGAUGGACUGAAGCUGGAGCCGAGAUGAACACAUUACGGACAGCUUUUUCUCGCUUAAAUGGGGCACACAGUUUGUGUUGCAGGAAUGGUGCUCCCUCAUCCAUAUUCAGCUGCAGUCAGCUACGCUCUCUCAGUUCUGUCCUGUCGAGGUCAAGACCUGAGCAGAACAGCAUCCUGCAAGGGACGCUGAACCCCAAAGUUGAGGGAGCCUUUCAGCAGCCGCUCUGGAACCAUCAGCAGGUCCGCACAGUCAAACGUGGGACAGAAUAUCAGCCAAGCAACAUCAAACGUAAGAGGACCCAUGGCUGGAUCAAAAGAAUUAGCACUCCAGGUGGGAUCGAAGUAAUCCUGCGCCGAAUGCUCAAAGGACGAAAAUCUCUCACUCAUUGAGACUCUAACUGGACAUGUGCUUUGAAGUCAUUCUCAGUUGAAUGUCAGCUAUGUAGUGGAGCUUUUGGAUUUCUGUUUAAAAUAGUCAUCGAUCUAAGAAAUGAAUGCCACCAAAAGGCUUUUUUUAAAGUUCAGUUUAGUGGAUCUAAUCUCAGUUAAUAACAUGUGAAGGGGUUUGAUGUCGUAUCAGAGCAGUUUCUGCUUGUUUCCCGAAUGAUCUCAGCACACAUAAUCAGAAAUAAAAUUAAUAAAUAAAAAACAUCUGCCGUGAAGUAUGGUAUCAAUUUAUUUUAGCAGUGUAGUUUAUUUUAAGAGCAAACGGAUGUGCAUUACUUGGCAAAAUGAUAACAGUACAAAAGUAAUAAAAAAACAGGGCCGUGAUGUAACAUUGUGUAUAAUAUGGAAGCUUGUUUCCAGCACAGAUGUCAAAAGAGGUACAUAUACAGCAGGGAAAAAAGUAUUAAACACAUCAUCAUUUAUCCCG
Danio rerio (zebrafish) is the source of this 937-nucleotide messenger RNA. It is a transcript of the gene mrpl34, whose product is annotated as mitochondrial ribosomal protein L34. Lineage: Eukaryota; Metazoa; Chordata; Actinopteri; Cypriniformes; Danionidae. Gene Ontology annotation, molecular function: structural constituent of ribosome. The record is from RefSeq and is marked validated. Gene Ontology annotation, cellular component: ribosome. Gene Ontology annotation, biological process: translation.